ACCCCGGCAAUCUGAGCGUGAACCAGCUACGACUGGCUCUGUUAGUUCAUUUUUUAUAAAAUUUCACUUUUUAUCUUCAUUGAUUGGUUAAUGUGUUUGAGUUGAUUUAUGAAAAAAAUUGGGUUCUUUUUUCCUCCGGUGAAGACUAGAAUGACAGUGACAGAGAAGAUUCUUGCAAGAGCCUCUGAGAAACCACAGUUGAACCCACAGUUGAACCCAGGUGAUAAUGUUUGGGUUAAUGUUGAUAUUUUGAUGACAUGUGAUGUUGGUGGUCCUGGUUCCAUUGGUAUAUUCAAGAAAGAAUUUGGUGAAAAUGAAAAGUGAUGAACGUGUGAACCGUAAUGUGGAUAUUUUGAGGGAUUUCUGCACGGAGCAAAAUAUCAAGUAUUUUUAUGAUGUAAAAGAUCUUGGUAAUUUUAAGGCAAACCUUGAUUAUAAAGGAGUAUGCCAUGUUGCACUUGCCCAAGAGGGUCACUGCAGGCCUCCCCACCAUAACUACUGAAAUGCAAAACUUCAAUUCAUGUGUCAGACUUUGGAGCUGGUAUUAUCUUUUAUCUCUGCCUUCAGGUUUUACUAGGGAGGGAUUCUCACACCUGCACUGCCGGAGUAUUCGGUCAUUUUGCUACAGGAAUUGGACAUACAGAUGUAGGCUUUGUAUUAGGCACCGGGAAGCUUAUGCUAAAGGCGUGUUAAUUAUUCUUUGAUGUUUUACUUGAUUAAAAAAUGU
Messenger RNA from Hibiscus syriacus, 727 nucleotides. RefSeq names its product 3-isopropylmalate dehydratase large subunit, chloroplastic-like. The record is from RefSeq and is a predicted model, not a curated record. The transcript is spliced from 3 exons. The coding region runs from base 263 to 502 and encodes 79 amino acids. NCBI's taxonomy places the organism in Eukaryota, Viridiplantae, Streptophyta, Magnoliopsida, Malvales, Malvaceae.